Molecule: messenger RNA, 2126 nt
Organism: Brassica rapa (field mustard)
Lineage: Eukaryota; Viridiplantae; Streptophyta; Magnoliopsida; Brassicales; Brassicaceae
Product: glycosyl hydrolase 5 family protein-like
Biological process (GO): polysaccharide catabolic process
Molecular function (GO): hydrolase activity, hydrolyzing O-glycosyl compounds
Source: RefSeq, a predicted model, not a curated record
AUUCAAAAUAAUCAUAAUCAAAAACAAAAGAAACAUACAUAAAACAAAAUGGCAAGAUCUAUAUGUUUGUGUAUCUUCUUAUUAUUCAUUACUUGGAUUCCAAUUCUAUCCACAAGCUUUCCGCUCUCCACAAAAACUCGAUGGAUCGUGGACGAGAAAGGCCAAAGGGUAAAGCUAGCCUGUGUGAAUUGGCCGGCUCAUCUCCAGCCCGCUGUGGCUGAAGGGCUAAGCAAACAACCAUUAGACUCCAUCUCCAAGAAGAUUGUUUCAAUGGGAUUUAACUGUGUUAGACUCACUUGGCCUCUUGAUUUGAUGACUAAUGACACAUUGGCUCGUAAAAUCACGGUCAAGCAGUCUUUUGAAAGCUUGAACUUGUUUGAUGAUGCUCUUGGGAUUCAAAUUCACAAUCCCAAAAUCCUUAAUCUUCCCAUAUUCAAUGCAUUCCAGGAAGUGGUAUCGAACCUUGGACAAAACGGAUUGAUGGUGAUACUAGACAACCACUUGACAUAUCCAGGCUGGUGUUGCAGCGACAACGACCUCGACGCUUUCUUCGGCUAUCCUAACUUUGAUCCCGUCAUUUGGGCCAAGGGCUUGGGCAAAAUGGCUACUCUUUUCCGCAAUGUCACUAAUGUCAUUGGCAUGAGCCUUAGGAACGAGCCACGUGGUACUAGAGAUUACCCUGACCUAUGGUUUAGGUUCAUGCCAAAAGGAGCAGAAGCAGUGCACGCCGCAAACCCUGAAGUACUAGUUAUCCUCUCCGGCAUAGACUUCGACACAAACCUCUCUUUCCUCCGUGACCGCUUCUUCAACGUCAGCUUCACCGAUAAACUCGUCUUCGAGCAGCAUUGGUACAGCUUCUCCCACGAGGGAGGCGCGUGGGUAAAACACAACUCCAACGAUAUUUGCGCCAAAAUCAUCGGGGAGGUCAAUCAUAAUGGAGGAUUCUUGCUCGACAGAGGCUUUCCUUUGAUUUUGAGUGAGUUUGGGACCGACGAGAGAGGCGUUGACGUCAGCGGAAACCGGUAUAUGAAUUGUUUGGUGGCUUGGGCCGCUGAGAAGGAUUUGGAUUGGGCGGUUUGGGCAUUAACCGGAGAUUAUUAUUUGAGAACCGGUACAAAACAUAUGGUUGAGACUUAUGGUGUUUUGGAUGCUACUUGGAAAAACGUCAGAAACUCUACUUACUUGCAGAAACUCUCCGGAAUUCAACAUCCAUUUAGAGGACCCGGUUUACAAGAGAAAAAAAUUAUUUUGCACCCACAUACUGGCCUAUGUGUCACCAAUAACCACUCAGGCAAUGUACCCACACUUCGACUUGAACUAUGCACUAAAUCCGAGCCAUCGACCUUUAAUCCCAAGGAAGGCAUUCUCUGGAUCAAUAAAAUGUGCGUUGAAACUCCAGAUGUUGCUGGACAAAAGGUGAAGCUUGGAGUUGGCACUAAGUGCUCUAAGUUGGGACAAAUCUCAGCUACUAAGAUGCAUUUGUCGUUUAAGACAAGUAAUGGCUUGUUACUAUGUCUUGAUGUGGAUGAACGUGACAACAGCAUUGUCGCUAACCCUUGCAAGUGUUUGACUAAGGAUGCUUCGUGUGAUCCAGCGAGCCAGUGGUUCAAAGUUCUUUAAAUUCUAUAUAUUUUAUUCUGAUAAAAUGUAUUUGUAAUAAUUUUACGGUCAAACAUGUUAAUCAUUAAAAUUUAAUAAAAAAAUUCGUGAUUGGACAGAAAUCAUAAGGAAACCAAAGAAAUCAAGUUAGCGUAUAUUAUUACUAUUUAUGAUGAUGGAAAAAAAUGUCAUCUCCAUCUGUACUACUGCUAUAAAACCAACUAGGUUUUGACCCGCACGCCCGUGCGGGUGUAUUUUUUUAAAGAAAAUAUGAUGCUAUUUGAUUUUUAUGUCACUAUUUAGGAUUGGGCAAAAAAGCUCGAAUUCGAAAAAUUGAACCGAUCCCAAUCCGAAUAAGUAGUACUAAAUCCGAACUGAAAUUGAUUAAAUAUCCGAAUUAUUCAAAAUUUUGGUAUUUGAAGAACUGAAAUCUAAUCCGAUCCGAACCGAAGUAUUUUGGAUAUUCAAAAUAUAUUUAUAUACUUAUAUAUAUUAAUUAUUUUUAGAUUUUAUAUAUAUAAAAACAU